AACCCUCUGCUCAGCCUCACGGUCACGUGUGCAGUGACAACCUCAGUCCUGUGUGGUGCUGUGGAGUGUUAGAGUGAAUAGUGAGGUUUAAAACUUUAGUUAAAGCGUGUUUAUUUUUUAGAAGUUUAUGCGGCGGAUGUAGGGAGAUAAUCUGUCCGCCCGCGCGCGCCACUGUGUGUGUGUGUGUGUGUGUGUGUUUAUUAUGCACGUGGCCUUCCCCCGGUGCAGACAGAUUGCAUGUCGCCUGCUGAACUUUCCCCGUGUCUCCGCUGUUCUGACCUGGUGUAGAUCUGACAUGGCCACGGACGCGGGCAGGAACCGGAAACCGAAGCCGCCCAAGGACACGCUGCGGCACGUGCGCUCCAGAGAGAGCCGCAAGCACGCGGACCUGCACGGGCCGUCCACCGUGUACGUGCAGGCGGUGGGCGCGGGGGCGCGCGAGAACGGGGCGUCCCUGUACGUCUUCUCCGAGUACAACCGAUAUCUGUUUAACUGUGGAGAGGGAACACAGAGACUGAUGCAGGAACACAAACUGAGAGCUGCUCGCCUGGACAACAUCUUCCUGACUCGCAUGAGCUGGGACACUGUAGGAGGACUUUCAGGAAUGAUUCUCACGCUAAAGGACACUGGAGUCCCGGAGUGUGUGAUGUCCGGACCUCCACAGCUGGAGAAAUAUCUGAAUGCUAUCCGAGUGUUCUCCGGGCCUCUGGACGACAUCAGACUGUCUGUGAGACCGUACACCGAGCCCGAGUAUAAAGACGACACCAUGACCGUCAGCCAAGUGCCCUUAUUCGCCGAGCGGAGUUCAGAGCGGAUGAGGCGUGGCAGUGGUGGGAGUGGCAGUGGGCGUGGCCAGCGGAAGGAACUGUGGCAGAGAGACGAGUGUGAGGAGAGAGCGAGUGAUGGCUCAGAAAGCCCUGAACGCAGAGAGAGGAGCACGCGGGACCCCUCGCUGGUGGUGGCUUACGUGUGUAAGCUGCACCCGAAAAAAGGCAACUUCCUGGUGCACAAAGCCAAAGAGCUGGGACUUCCUGUAGGAACGGCGGCCAUCGGACCGCUCAUAUCCGCCUUAAAAGACGGGAAAAGCAUCACCUACGAAGGCAAGGAGAUCCAGCCAGAUGAAGUGUGCACUCCAGCCGAUCCGGGCCCUGUGUUCCUGGUGAUCGACUGUCCCUCUGAAGAGUUUGUUCAGCCGCUAUGCACCAAUCAGAUUCUCGGAAGGUAUCAGACUGGGGGUUCGGAGGGCGCCGCCCUGGUGGUGCACAUGACCCCGGAGUCGGUGCUGAAGACGCCGGAGUACCAGCGCUGGAUGGAGAGGUUCUCCUCCAGUACGGAGCACCUGAUCAUGAACGAGCAGGUCUCCACCAUCCACAACGUCCGCAGCCACAAGAUCCAAACGCAGCUGAACCUGAUCCACCCGGACAUCUUCCCCGAGCUGCAGCGCUACACCUCCAAGGAGUCUCAGGCUGCGCUGCAUGUGCCCAACAUCAGAGCGGAGUGUCUGCUCAAGUUCCAGCUCAGACCCAAAGCGGAGUGGCAGCGUGAUGCCAUCCCCACCUGUGACCGAGAGGAAUUCAUUAAGGAGGCGGCGGAGGUGCCAAAUUUCCUGCAGGAAGUGGAGGAGUGUAAACACUUCCAGACCACGGACUCCGCCGUUCUGUCCGGUAAGGUAGAGCGGUACCCUGAGGUGGUGUUUUUGGGCACAGGAUCAGCUCUGCCCAUGAAGAUCAGGAACGUCAGCGGCACUCUGGUUAAUAUCAGCUCCACCCAGUCUCUGCUGUUGGACUGUGGAGAAGGCACGUUUGGACAGUUGUGCCGUCAGUAUGGGAACGGCGUGGAUGAGAUGCUGGCCAAGUUGUCCACAGUGUUCGUGUCUCAUAUUCACGCUGAUCAUCACACGGGAUUAAUUAACCUGCUGCUGCAGAGAGAGCGAGCUCUGAGGAUGAUGGGUAAAGCCUUUACUCCUGUGUAUCUGGUAGCUCCUGCUCAGAUCAUGACGUGGCUCAAUCAGUACCACGAUCACUGCCAGGAGAUCCUCAGCCAUGUCAACUUCAUCCCUGCGAAGUAUCUGUGUGAGGGAGCUGAAAUGCCCAAGUUCAAGACCAAAUCCUUCAUUCAGGCUCUGCUUAAGAAGAACGACCUCGCUAAGUUUCAGACGUGUUUGGUGCGGCACUGUAAGAACGCAUACGCCUGCAGUUUGACCCAUCAGUCUGGCUGGCAGCUUGUCUUCUCUGGAGACACCAUGCCAUGUAACACACUCACACAGAUGGGAAAGAAUGCGACAUUGUUAAUCCAUGAGGCAACACUAGAGGACGGCAUGGAAGAGGAGGCCAUGGAGAAAAGACACAGUACGACGUCUCAGGCCAUCGGUAUUGGGAUGAGUAUGAACGCUGAGUUUAUCAUGUUGAACCACUUCAGUCAGAGAUACGCCAAGAUCCCGCUCUUCAGCUCCGACUUUAACCAGCGAGUGGGCAUCGCCUUCGACCACAUGAGAAUCCGGUUUGGAGAUUUCCGGGUUCUCCCGCGCCUCCUGGCACCUCUGAAGGCUCUGUUUGCUGAGGAGAUUGAGGAGAUGGAGGAGAGGAGAGGACGGAGAGAGCUUAGGGCGGGAAAGAGUGUAGGGGCGGAGUCUAAUGGCCAGCCUGGACAAGGGGGAGGGGCUAAGCGAGAGAAGGAGGAGCCUGACCAGGAAACGGCCUCCAAGCGGAUGAAGGCCAGCUGAAGAAUAAGAUUCAGCCAAUGGGAAAGAAGGAUGCUGUGGCUUUAGCCAAUAAGAGCUGGAUUAGUGAAGAUUCAGGCAAGAGAUUGAAUGAGGACGUGUAUUUUGAGUGAUGAUUAUGAUGGACUGAUCUGUAGUACGUUUAGUUUCCUGACUAAUUUAUAUUUUCUGUACCUCGCAUUGUGAUUAUUUAUGUAUAUAAAACAGACUGAACACUGAUUUUGUUUUUAUUUAAAAUAAUAAACACAUUUAUCUGGGUUGGAGACCAUGA
Pangasianodon hypophthalmus (striped catfish) is the source of this 2990-nucleotide messenger RNA. RefSeq names its product elaC ribonuclease Z 2 (gene elac2). Bases 203 to 2722 code for a protein of 839 amino acids. Gene Ontology annotation, biological process: mitochondrial tRNA 3'-end processing. Gene Ontology annotation, molecular function: 3'-tRNA processing endoribonuclease activity. The record is from RefSeq and is a predicted model, not a curated record. NCBI's taxonomy places the organism in Eukaryota, Metazoa, Chordata, Actinopteri, Siluriformes, Pangasiidae. Gene Ontology annotation, cellular component: mitochondrion. The transcript is spliced from 24 exons.